AAAAACAGAACUCGGUUUUUGUGAGUUCAUCUGGUUUUUUCUGUUUUGUUUUUUUGUUUACUCACUGAUGGGCGUGUGGGCAACGCAAUAAUGGAUGAAGUGGACAAGAUAAUCAUGCAUCAGUUGCAGCAAAUCGAUGCCAGCAUCGAGCCAACAGAUCAACUCUCCACUUUCACGCCGGAGCAAGUGGUUCGAGCGGUUUCGAGUUGUCUGCUGGAAAUCAAUCCAACGAUGACCGAGGACUUGCCACGAUUCCUGCCGGGUGGCGCAAUGGCGCAACGUUUUAGUGUGGCCACAACACUAGCCGAGCGCUGCAAGGAGCACGGUUAUCGUGGUGACAUUGGCUACCAGAUAUUCCUCUACCCGAACGCAGUGGAACUGCGUCGCCUGCUGAUGUUUCUCAUCGAGAGAUUGCCACGCGAACGCCAGCACCUGGACAGUCUGGCUGGCAAGGCGCACACAGUCAGCGCCCGGGAACUGUUGCAGCGUGAGCUACGCAAGAAAUUGACCGAGCAACUGAAGUCGCCGUGGGUGCCCCAGUUCUGUCGUGCGGUGGCAAAUCGACGGCAAUUGGGUUGCAGCUGCCAGUGCAUUGAAUUCAAGCCGCAUCCCAAUCUGAAUGUGCCCGGCGCCAAUCUGGAGCACCGCAGCAAAGAAGUGCAGCAGUAUUUUGAGCAGCUGGCACCAAACCUGUUUCAACAAGUCGAUGGCAGCUCGUUUGAUCUGAUUGCGUCGGUGGUGCACAAAAACGAUUUGGAACGUUGGAGCGAACAGGUGCCCAAGGCGGUUAUUGGAGCUGCGGUUCGGGAGGAGCAAGUGCCGCCUAGUCCAGUUGAGAAACUGCUGCCCGCAGAGAAACCCCAAAGGAUUACUGAGUCGCAGUCGCUGGCGGAUGCAGUGCAGCAGCUGCGCUUGGAUUCGGAACAACUGUUGGCGCAGCGCAAGUUGCUCAAUACCAGUUUGGGUAGCUUGAAGGCACGUGAAUCCGCUGCAGCCACCGAAUUGGAUCGCAUCCAAGCUGUACUCAAGCUACACGAGCGUAGCUGUCUGGUGCUGGCGGAACCGGAGCAAAAUGUGGCUAAAUUGGAGGCACUGCUGCAUGCGACAGAAGCUAAAAGGGAGACAUUAACGCAGCAGUGGCAGGAUUAUCGCAAACCGCUGCUCAGCACGCUUGACAACCUCAAGUCGGCCAAGGAGACGCAACAGGUGCAAAGCGUGCGGCUGGGCAUUGAGCAACUGGAGCUGGAGCUGCUCGCCAAGACGCAACAGCACGCGGAGCUACUGCAGCGCAGUGCGAACCAAUCGCAGUUGGCGCCACGCAAGGAGUACACGCUGCGCAUCCACGAAUUUAUUGGCAACAUACGCAAACAGCGCGACGACAUCUUCAAGGUCCUGGACGAUACGCGUCAGUUGCAGAAGCAGCUGAAUGUGGUCGCCGCUCAACUGGAGCGACAGUUCAACUAUACGGAUGAUCUGCUCUUCCAGAGCGCCAAGCAUGAUCUGCACGCCAAGAAGGCCUACAAACUGUUGGCCCAGUUGCAUGCCCAUUGUAGCGAACUGGUCGAGUGUGUCACCAACACCGGCAACGUUAGCAAGGAGAUCCGGGAACUUGAAGUCCAAAUCGAUGGCGAGAAGAUGAAGAACGUGUUGAUCAGUUUGCAACAAAUCACUGGAGACAUCAACAAAUUUGAACAGCAUAUUCAGGAGCUGCAGUCACAGAUACGCAUCGUAGAGAACGCCAUUACAGUUGGAUAGUUGAUAGUUGAUAUUUGUGGGUUAUUUCUCUCGCAUAACGAUAUUAGUAUAUUUAUAAAUAUAUUACUUGUGGAUUAGUGCCAAUUAUAACAGAUCACUCACGCAUAGCGUAGUUUCUUGUAGCCAAUUUUCAAUAUACAUAUGCAUUUUUUAAGUAUCAAAUAAAACGGACCUGAUUAUCUUCACAA
This is a messenger RNA of Drosophila grimshawi, 1943 nucleotides long. RefSeq names its product coiled-coil domain-containing protein 22 homolog. The record is from RefSeq and is a predicted model, not a curated record. Gene Ontology annotation, biological process: positive regulation of ubiquitin-dependent protein catabolic process. Lineage: Eukaryota; Metazoa; Arthropoda; Insecta; Diptera; Drosophilidae. Gene Ontology annotation, molecular function: cullin family protein binding. The transcript has a single exon. Bases 91 to 1755 code for a protein of 554 amino acids.